Messenger RNA from Volvox carteri f. nagariensis, 981 nucleotides. RefSeq lists its product as uncharacterized. The record is from RefSeq and is a predicted model, not a curated record. NCBI's taxonomy places the organism in Eukaryota, Viridiplantae, Chlorophyta, Chlorophyceae, Chlamydomonadales, Volvocaceae. The coding region runs from base 1 to 981 and encodes 326 amino acids. The transcript has a single exon.
AUGUAUAGCGUGAAAUACUCAGCGUCAUCGGCCUUCAGGUCGCCUGAGCCAUCACUUUUGGGCCUGCCAGACACGUCGGUGCCGUCGGCAUUCAGCCUGCAUGAGGCAUCAGAGCCAGAGGUAUUGGGCCAGUCAGGAACGACGGUGCCAUCAGCAUUCGCCCAGCCUGAGCCAUCGGCCUCCAGCCUGCAAGAGCCAUCGGCGCCAUCGGCCUUCAGCCCGCCAGAGGCAUCAGCGCCAUCGGCCAUCAGCCCACAAGAGGCAUCGGUGUCAUCGGCCUUCAGCCCGCAAGAGCCAUCGACCUUCAGCCUGCAAGCGCCAGCGGCCUUCAGCCCGCAAGAGCCAGCGGCCUUCAGCCCGCAAGAGCCAGCGGCCUUCAGCCCGCAAGCGCCAGCGGCUUUCACCCCGCCUGAGCCAUCGGCCUUCAGCCCGCCUGAGCCAUCGGCUUUCACCCCGCCUGAGCCAUCGGCCUUCACCCCGCCUGAGCCAUCGGCCUUCACCCCGCCUGAGCCAUCGGCUUUCACCCCGCCUGAGCCAUCGGCCUCCAGCCCGCCAUCGGAGCUAUCGGCCUUCAGCCCGCAAGAGCCAUCGGCCUUCACCCCGCCUGAGCCAUCGGCCUUCACCCCGCCUGAGCCAUCGGCCUUCAGCCCGCCUGAGCCAUCGGCCUCCAGCCCGCAAUCGAAGCCAUCGGCCUUCAGCCCGCAAGAGCCAUCGGAGCUAUCGGCCUUCAGCCCGCAAGAGCCAUCGGCCUCGUCACCCCGCCUGAGCCAUCGGCCUUCACCCCGCAAGAGCCAUCGGCCUUCAGCCCGCCUGAGCCAUCGGCCUCCAGCCUGCAAGAGGCAUCGCGCCAUCGGCCUUCAGCCCGCAAGAGCCAUCGGCGCUAUCGGCCUUCAGCCCGCAAGAGCCAUCGGCGCCUCGGCCAUCGCCCGCGGCGCCAUCGGCCUUCAGCCCGCCAGAGCCAUCGGCCUUCAGCCCGCCUGA